This is a messenger RNA of Lytechinus variegatus (green sea urchin), 1166 nucleotides long. It is a transcript of the gene ufm1, whose product is annotated as ubiquitin-fold modifier 1. The coding region runs from base 45 to 308 and encodes 87 amino acids. The record is from RefSeq and is a predicted model, not a curated record. The transcript has 5 exons. Lineage: Eukaryota; Metazoa; Echinodermata; Echinoidea; Temnopleuroida; Toxopneustidae. Gene Ontology annotation, biological process: protein K69-linked ufmylation. Gene Ontology annotation, cellular component: cytoplasm; nucleus.
GAUAAAGAUCUAGAGCUUUCACAGCAGAGACUUGAAUUGGAAGAAUGGCGUCGAAAGUGACUUUCAAGAUAACGCUCACUUCGGAUCCAAAACUUCCCUUCAAAGUACUGAGUGUACCAGAAGCAACACCAUUUACAGCUGUACUCAAGUUUGCUGCUGAAGAGUUCAAAGUUCCUCCUGCUACAAGUGCAAUCAUCACAAAUGAUGGUAUUGGAAUCAACCCAGCCCAAAGUGCAGGGAACGUCUUCCUCAAGCAUGGUUCUGAGCUGAGACUAAUACCCAGAGACAGAGUAGGAUCUUAUCUUUGAUAGAAUAAAAACAAUAUGCUUACAAACUCUCAGCAAAGAUGAGCAGAAUGAAUAAUCUUUGGAGGUUGCAAUAUGAUACCACAGCUCGCUGGGUAAUCUUACCAGUGUACCUAUUUAUAUUCCUAUAUUUAGCCAUGCAUGCUUCAAAUCAGGAUUUUUCAAGAUCGAUUGUAUUACUACUGUAGAGCCAUUAAAAAGUGUACUUCAGUUACCCUUUAAUAUGUAAUUCAACAUGUACAUAAAGAAAGCACUUACUAUUUUAUUUUGUUUUAUUAUGUUGGUGCAGACAAGGUAAAGUUGUGUCUUAUGGAAUAGCUUCUAUUUCAAAUUGGUUUAGAGAAUGACGGUAGAGUUGUGAAUACCAUGGGCGUCGGUACAGGUGAUUAUCCUUGUUCAUGUGGGGGCAUCUAUUAUUGCGUCCCCUCAGCACAAAAAUAUAAUACUCUGUUCCGACGCCCACGGUGAAUACCACAGUGGUAUCUUGAGAAAAAAAAAUCAAGUAAAAUGUUUGAAAUUAUCACCAUGCUACAGUAUCUGAAAUUCAGAGUAGAUGAAUCUGUAAUUUCAAGGUGGAAGUUUUUUAUAUGAAUCUGAAAAGUUGUGCACAACUUUAAGGCACAAUAUGAUGUUUGAAGGUUUGCAAAGUGGUAUGAACAAUCGCAGAAGUGGUUUACGGUACGCCAUGUGUAAAGAAGAAGACAGACAUUCAACCUGCCUGAAACGUUGAUUCUGCUCCUGCUACCAUUAUUACUCAGUUCACGGACUCAAGCCAGCCUUCUCUCAUCUACUCAAGCCUCUCACCCUGCCUACUACUCAGCUUUCCACUCCUUUUGGUUUACAGUCCUUUUAAGGAUUACA